Messenger RNA from Osmerus eperlanus (European smelt), 3723 nucleotides. RefSeq names its product UDP-N-acetyl-alpha-D-galactosamine:polypeptide N-acetylgalactosaminyltransferase 13 (gene galnt13). Gene Ontology annotation, molecular function: polypeptide N-acetylgalactosaminyltransferase activity. The record is from RefSeq and is a predicted model, not a curated record. Bases 621 to 2291 code for a protein of 556 amino acids. Gene Ontology annotation, cellular component: Golgi apparatus. NCBI's taxonomy places the organism in Eukaryota, Metazoa, Chordata, Actinopteri, Osmeriformes, Osmeridae. Gene Ontology annotation, biological process: protein O-linked glycosylation. The transcript has 12 exons.
UGUCCCCCACCGUUAUAGAAUUAUUAUGUCCAAGAACAGGUGGACAGGCUACAUAUCUUUUCGCUCCGCAUAUCAAACAUAAUGUGAAAGAAAAUGAAGACACAGCACAACUCGAUGACAAUACGCGUCGGUGGUUGGUGUUGGGAAGACUGCAUUCCGAAGAGGGACCGAUUGCCCAUCAAUGAGAGUAAAUAGGUGUCAGGCAAACUGGAAACAUCACAGGGACGUGGAAUUAUGCGUCUCAUUUAGCUACAGCUCCCCCCCAUCGAAUGAACCAGUACCUGGCUUGACUUUGCUUCGAUGGGAUACGUGUGCAGCGAAAUACAUUUUCCUGCCAUUUCUAAUUGUGAAUUAGGUUUCCUAUUUGUUAGAAAAUUCCUAUUCAACACGUUGCUGACGAGCAAGACUUCGGCGGGCCAUUUAUUCACAUCAUCUUGUUACUUGGGAUGACUUGUCCGUGUGCCCCACCCUUGAUCGUCCCCCUACCACCGCUCACCAGCUCCUGAGUUCCUGCCCGCCAGUCCAGGGGCCAGAGUGCUGAUUGGUCCCUGAGAGAGUGAGGCUGUCCGGGGGCCAGAGUGCUGAUUGGGCCCUGAGAGAGCGAGGCUGUCCGGGGGCUGAUGAGGAGGUUUGUGUACUGCAAGGUGGUUCUGACCACCUCUCUGGUCUGGGUGCUGGUGGACGUGUUCCUGCUCCUCUACUUCAGCGAGUGUAACAAAUGUGACGACAGGAAGGACCGCUCACUGCUGCCAGCUCUCAGAGCUGUCAUAUCACGAGGCCAUGAAGGCCCCGGGGAGAUGGGCAAAGCCGUGGUCAUCUCCAAGGACGACCAGGAGAAAAUGAAAGAGCUCUUCAAGGUCAACCAGUUUAACCUGAUGGCCAGUGACCUGAUAGCUCUGAACAGGACCUUGCCGGACGUGCGUCUGGAUGGCUGCAAGGCGAAGGUGUACCCUGAUGACCUCCCCACAACCAGCAUCGUCAUAGUGUUCCACAACGAGGCGUGGAGCACCCUCCUGCGUACCGUGCACAGCGCCAUCAGCCGCUCGCCACGCCGCCUGCUGCUGGAGAUCCUGCUGGUGGACGACGCCAGCGAGAGAGACUUCCUGAAGCAGAAGCUGGAGGACUACGUGGGCUCCCUGGAGGUGCCCACGCGGGUCCUGAGGAUGGGGCAGCGCUCGGGGCUGAUCAGGGCGCGGCUCCGCGGGGCGGCGGCCACACGCGGACAGGUCAUCACCUUCCUGGACGCCCACUGUGAGUGCACCACCGGCUGGCUGGAGCCUCUGCUGGCCAGGAUCAAGGAGGAGAGGAGUGCGGUGGUGUGUCCCAUCAUCGACGUGAUCAGUGACGACACGUUUGAGUACAUGGCAGGGUCAGACAUGACCUACGGAGGGUUCAACUGGAAGCUGAACUUCCGCUGGUACCCCGUCCCUCAGAGAGAGAUGGACCGACGCAAAGGAGACAGAACGCUGCCUGUCAGAACCCCCACCAUGGCAGGGGGCCUGUUCUCUAUCGAUCGCAGCUACUUUGAAGAGAUCGGAACAUACGACCCAGGGAUGGACAUCUGGGGGGGGGAGAACUUGGAGAUGUCUUUCAGGAUCUGGCAGUGUGGAGGCUCUCUGGAGAUUAUCACCUGCUCCCACGUGGGUCAUGUGUUCCGCAAGGCCACGCCCUACAGCUUCCCAGGAGGCACGGGGCAGGUGAUCAACAAGAACAACCGCCGCCUGGCCGAGGUGUGGAUGGAUGACUUCAAAGACUUCUUCUACAUCAUCUCACCAGGUGUGGUGAGGGUGGACUACGGUGACGUGUCUUCUCGGAAGGCCCUCCGGGAGGCACUAAAGUGCCGGCCCUUCUCCUGGUACCUGGAGCACAUCUACCCUGACUCCCAGAUCCCACGCAGAUACUACUCACUGGGUGAAAUUAGGAACGUGGAGACCAACCAGUGUGUGGACAACAUGGGGCGGAAGGAGAAUGAGAAGGUCGGUUUCUUCAACUGCCACGGGAUGGGGGGCAACCAGGUGUUCUCCUACACAGCCGAUAAGGAGAUCCGUACAGAUGACCUGUGUCUGGAUGUUUCCCGCCUAAACGGACCAGUGGUCAUGCUGAAGUGUCACCACAUGAAGGGCAACCAGAUGUUUGAGUAUGAUGCUGAGCGGUUGACCUUGCUGCACGUGAACAGUAACCAGUGUCUGGACAUGCCUUCGGAGGAAGACAAGCAGAUUCCCACCCUGAGGGACUGCUCCAGCUCUCGCUCCCAGCAGUGGCUGCUCCGCAACAUGACCCUGAACAUCUGAAGGCUCUGCCCCUGCACCUCAACCCCCCUUCACCCCCUCCACCCCCAUCCCCUCCACCCCCAACUGUCCAGACUUGUGCUCGGCUGCAGGGCUGGGUGGGGGAGUUUCUGUGGGGAGGGGUAGGAAAGUUCCUCACACUAUGCUGUCCAAAGCUCUAAUCUACCUGGUACUUUGUACAUAAGGUGUUGUCCCACUCUGCCAGGAGAUGCUCCAUGACCCUCCCUGAAACACUGUGCUGCACGUCCCAGCUUCAUAUCAGACGAGAGCACAUCACAAGGACCUCCAGUAUCAGGACUGCGUCCAGGACCGCGUCCAGGACCGCGUCCAGGGCCGCGUCCAGGGCCGCGUCCAGGACCGCGUCUAGGACCGCGUCUAGGACCGCGUCCAGGACUUCGGAUGAUGUUAAAAUCAAAAGCGUUCAUAUUAAUGCCAGUGUAAGACAAUGGCCUGGACACCAGAUGUCCGUGGUGACACGGAGAUGCUGUGACACCAGAGACAAUCACCCCUCAUCUCUCUGUUGCAGGAGUGGGUGGAGAGAUGCAUCUUCUCAGACUAUGAUUGGUACAGUUUACUUUGAGAGUAUCACGUCUACUGGGGAUCCUUGGAUAAGUUAAGGAGAAAGAUGCUACUGUUCAUGCUUUCCGCUCCAAAACUCUCGUUUGAUUUAGUAUCUCAGACUUCUUCGAGGCAUCAUUAUGAGAGAUACUAAGGUACAGUGUAUCAAGCACAUCAUAUCACAAUGUUAUGAAGCUCAUGCUUAUACCAUCCAUAUGAAGGUGUUUUUUACAGUAACAAUCUAGUUAAAUGAUUUAUAGGCCUAAUUAUUUGUGUGUGCCACUAUGUGUGAAUGUUGAUUUAUUUCCCUUGAUUGGUCUAAAGAUUAUUUUUAUUGUAAUAAAAUAAAAAACGUUGUGGCAUCUGUAGAUAAAUGAAAACAUACUAAAAAGGUAAAAUUCAUAUUUGGUAUUCUAACAUAAUAUAACAAAACAUGAACAUUAAACCACAUCACAUAGUAUAAUGUCAUCUGUCAGUCAAAAUCAUCUUAUUUUAGCCCCAAAGGAAAAAGAAUAGCGAUUCCUAGUCUUCCUCCAUCCACAACAAUUACCGUUCCUGUCAGUCACUGUUAGCUAGGGUUAGGGUUAGGUCCAGUAAAGAAGACUGGAACCAGGCUGGCAGUGUGUGUUUAAUCAUUAUUGUUCCUGUAAAUACAGAAACAAUUAUUUUUCUAAGAUGCUGUAAAACUUGAACUCUGUCUUUGAAGCGAGGAUGUUAGAGGGUGAUGAAUGUUGGUGCACUGUAGUGUUAUAUUGGAAAUACUGUAUGAAAGUACAAAGUGUCUCGAUCUUCAUCUAAAACACCAACCCUCCUGUGUGCUGACCUGAGACCUGUUACAGUGAGAACAUGGAUCACAUGAUGGAUCACAUGAUGGAUC